AUGCCUGCACCACAACGAGCACGGCACUCGGCAGCGCGCCCGCCCUCGAUCUCGUCCGUCGCCGCCUUCGCCGCCGCGCCAGCCCACGUCGUCAGGCGGCCGCACCGCGUCGCCUGCGCCCUCUUUGUCGUCCUCGUCCUCCUCACCUUAUCGGCUCUCGAGAUCGGCGGCAAAAAGGCCCUGUCCGAGCCCCAUUCGCCGAGCCAGGACGAGCUCGCCCAGGUCGGCGGCAGCGCGAGUACCGCAGCCGGCGCGCAGGCGGCGUCGCAGGUCGCGCCUGUCGCACGAGUCGGCGCGGCGAAACGGCCAGUCGCCGAGGAGGACCGCGCCAAGGAGGUGGACGACCGACCGGCGGGGCGAGAGGUGGUUGAGGAGGUCCUGCUGGACGAGGUGGAGCCCUCGGUCGACGAGGACGGCGCUCUUCCUGUGUGCGACAAGUCGGUCGUGUUCCGCUUCGCAGGCCUGCACGGCUUCGGCUCCGAGGUCACCCUCCUCCUGCGCGUUGCCGCCGUCGCCAGCCACUUUGGCUAUCCCGUGUUCAUCGACACCGCGUCGUGGAACUACGGCGCGUGGGACGACUACUUCGUCCCGCUCGACUCGCCCUUCCCGCCCUUCUCCUCCCCUUCCGACGACGCCGCACCCUCGCCCGCCUGCCGCCUGCCGCCGAGCGACACCAAGCGCUACAAGCUUGCUCUCACGAGCGACGAGCACAAGGUCGCCGCAGGCCCCGACGCGCUUGACGCGCCGUUCGAGCCUCGGUGGACCCGCCGCAGCCACAUCGUGUGGUCGGCGCGCGACAUGGACGGCCUCGACGCGACGUUCUUGCGCCUGUUCGCCGACGCCGACGAGCUCGAGACGCUCCACCGCGAGGACGUCGAGCUUCUCACGCGGCGGAAGGCCAAGCCGGCGUUCCUGUCGCCAAGGAGGACGCUGCCGGCCGUGCACGAGCGAGCCUUCCGGCGACUGAGCGAGCUCGCCGAGUUGGCGUGGAGGCCCGUCGACCUCGUCCAGGACUUGGUCGGCGAGCUCGAGGAGCGGUUGGCGCUGUCGGACCGCGGCGAGGGCGUCACGGGCGCAGGGUCCCUCCUCAUCGGCGUUCACGUUCGCCUCGGCGACAAGUUCCUCGAGGUCGACCACAUCGGCCCCGCCGCGUACGCGCCGGACCUCGCGCCCGCCCCACCGAGCACGACCUCCCCUCGCGGCCUGCACGCCGACCUCCUCACGUCCUACUUUGCCGCCUCGAUCGACUCGGUCCACUCGCUCCUCGCGCUCCCCUCGAUCGCGCACCAGUUCUCGGCCGCCCACUCGUCCAAGGACCGCAUCCGGGCCCUCCUCGCCGCGACCUCGUCGUGGGCGUCCGAGGACCCGAGCGAGCGCCCGACGCUCGCCCUUAUGAGCGACGACGACCGCGCCGUCGAGGCGUUCAGGGCGCACCCGCUCGCGGCGAGGUUCCGCAUCGUCGGCACGGCCGAGGCGGCGCCGUCGUCGGGCGAGGGCGAGGGCGAGGAGGAGCGAGCCGAUGGGGGCGGCGAGGCAGCAGAGGGGAAGGCGGCGGGCGAUGAUAAGCCGCAAGGCGGCCUGCUCGAGGUCGUCGAGCGUGAGCCGGCGGCGCGGGACGCCGAGGCGGAGGAGGAACAGGAGCAGGUCCGAGCGGCGGCCGACGAGGACGACGAGUUGCUCGCCGACAAGCGGUCGUUGCCGUCGGCGAACGGCACCGAGCUGGCUGCGCAGGAGCUGGGCGUGCGGCGAGUCGUAGGCGGGCCGACGAUCGAGCGCGAGAAGCGGCGAGGCGGGAAGAAGCGGCAGGUCGGUGAGAUCCCGGCGGGCUUUAACGAGACGAGCUUCAACUCGCUCCCCCUCGCGGCGCGCAUCUCGUCGGCGCGCCUGUUCGUGCGCGACCUGACGGUCCUCGCACGGCGCUCGGAUGCCCUCGUCGUCACCGGGUCGAGCAACGUGGUUCCCGACGGCGCGCUUCACCUGAGGCACGCCGGCGUGCCGCUCGGCCUCGUCGGGCCCAUGUCCCUCGCCACGGCGCAGUCGGCGGCGCUCCUCCUCGGCUGCUCCUUCGACCCGACCUGGGUCAAGACGAGCGAUUGCGGGUCGUCCAACUGCGCGUACUCGGCGAGCUACGUGCCGCCUCGUCAACCACGGUAG
This is a messenger RNA of Rhodotorula graminis WP1, 2154 nucleotides long. RefSeq lists its product as uncharacterized. The transcript is spliced from 6 exons. Bases 1 to 2154 code for a protein of 717 amino acids. Lineage: Eukaryota; Fungi; Basidiomycota; Microbotryomycetes; Sporidiobolales; Sporidiobolaceae. The record is from RefSeq and is a predicted model, not a curated record.